UUGACAGCUCAAGCGAUUGUCGGUCCCUUUUGUGAUUUGAUUCACGGGUACCAAUUCUACCAUUCGGGGUCUAUCCUGCCUUUGCACCGUCGUGGAGGCUUUAAAACUCCACAAUAUUUCUCUCUCAAUAGGUUGGUCUGUGUGUGAUAAGCUAUCACAAGAUCGAUCUUCAACAAAAAUCCUCCCCGAAACAACACCAGCAGAAGAUUUUGAUAACUGGAAUUUAACAACUGGUAACUCGAGUCGGCCAUUGUGAAUCGGAUAACAACAAAAUGUCUCCUCGAGAAACGGGAUAGAAAUCCCCUUACUGUUAUUUUCAAAUGAGAGGAAAAAACCGGAUGAAAAAAAUGACUAAACAUAGACAGUUUAUUCUUGUGAUUUCAUAUCUCGGACUUUUCUAACAAAGGAGAAAUUGGGCCAUUUCAAAAGGGGAACGUGUUUAUCACUAUAGCGGCAAAGGUUUGUUAUCGGAAGUGAUUUUCUUCCGGAAACUAGCCGUAACUGAUAUUAUUAGCAAAUCUGGAUUCCAAAGAAGCUAAAUCUGCCUCACAGCUUCUCUACCGUCAAAUGACAAUGACGUCGGAAAAGGAAAAGGCGAAAAAGACGUUCGACUUUCGAAUGUCGAAAAAGGUGGCAGAAUUGACUCAGGUAGUUCAUAUGUUGUUCACAAGAAACCACGAGAAAGAAGUGGAGAUUGAAGCUCUUAAAGACGCGUAUGAGUACGAAAUAUCACUAGUUCAAGAGGAUGCAAUUGAACAACUGAAGAAAAGUGAGGAAAAACGAAAAGAACUGGAAAAGUUGUUGGAAAAUGAACGCAAAGUAAGUCGUGAGCGGGUAAAAAGUGCCAUUCAACAGGAAGCAUCUACCAAAGAGGAACAAUGGAAAGAAAAAGUUAAACUUCUGGAGCAGCAAUUAACAGACGAGAAAAACGAAAGCCAAAACCUGAGAGAUUUAUUAAUAAAUGCUCAAAAGGACAUUGAAAAACUAAGACAAGGAGUAGCAGAACAACUACAGAGUAAAAAUGAAGAAAUUCACCGCAAAAAUCAGGAACUGGAAAGACUACGACAGAAAGUGGCCAAUCUGGAACACACACAGAGCGAGAGUGAGAAACACUAUAAAGAGAUCAUCCGAGACUUGGAAAAGAGUAACGAGAAGUUAGAACGAGAGUUGGCACAGUUACAGGCUCUGCUAGAGGAAACCCACCGAUCAAAAAUGCAUUUUGAAUCCAAGAGUCAAAAGCUUGAAACAGAUUUGAAAAAUUUGAGAAAGGACUUCAGCAAAAAAGUAUCUGAGGUGGUCGCUAGUCAACGGUCUCAAACCACUCACCAGCUACCGGCCCAGCGGCAAUAUACGCCAACCGGAACAAUGACGAUAAAGGAUUACAACGAGGAAGUAGAAAAAUUACGACGGGAAGUGCAAAGAUAUCGAAUGGAACUCAGCAACCGAGACAACAACUUCAACCGGAUGUUUACCGACGGACAACAGCUGAUGGUGGAUCCACGAGCAGGGAAAAUCGCCAUCACUCAACAACAGGUGCUUGCUGCUGGCCCCACCCAAUCUAAGUCGGAACCCGUCCUCGGAAACAGGGAGAAAUCGUUCUCCUAUGCGUUUGUACAAUCUCUGGACGAAUCCGUAAGCACCGAGGGUUCCCGAGUGGCGAAGCGGCCAACAAGUUCCAGAGUUUCCUCAGCAUCAGGGAGACUUCCGGCUCUUACCCAGGAACAGAAAACACGCCUCACCAAACUAAUGAAGCCCCGUCCUCUUCCGAAAGAAAUGCUUUAUGGGAAAUAAUUCGAUUUACGUCAUAAUUAACUGCUUUAAAAUUUGUCUUCCCCAAUGACAAAAUACAACUUCAUAUUGGCAUGUUUUU
Magallana angulata is the source of this 1870-nucleotide messenger RNA. RefSeq names its product protein FAM184A-like. NCBI's taxonomy places the organism in Eukaryota, Metazoa, Mollusca, Bivalvia, Ostreida, Ostreidae. The transcript is spliced from 5 exons. The record is from RefSeq and is a predicted model, not a curated record. The coding region runs from base 568 to 1791 and encodes 407 amino acids.